AUGUCUACCGCCCAGGAGCUCUCUAACAUUUCCUCGGACCUGAUCUGGGAGAUCGUCCGUGACAACAACUGCUUCUCCGCCAAGAGCAAGAAGAACGGCGGUGUUCAGUUCUCCCGAGACCCCCUUAACCUGACCAACAAGACUUCUCGCAAGCACGCUGGUUUCGUCAACGACAAGGCCCUCGGUAUCGCCCCUGGCGAGAAGGGUGCUAUUGUUGUCACCUCCAAGAAGGCUCAGCCCAACAAGCCCGCCCAGAACCUUGUCAAGACCUCUUACAGCGGAUCCAAGAGCAACCGCAAGACCUACCAGGCUGUCGCCAACCAGGCUGCCAAGAACGGUUACCGUGCUGACCUCCGCUCCGCUGCCGUUGAGCGUGCCUCCGCCCUCAAGAAGUCCAACAAGCCCGUCAAGCCCGAGCCCGAGCAGAAGCUCCGUGGCAACAAGGCCAAGAAGGCCGCUGCCGCCGCUGAGGAGAACUAA
Messenger RNA from Fusarium subglutinans, 480 nucleotides. RefSeq names its product ribosomal L28e protein. The transcript has 5 exons. Lineage: Eukaryota; Fungi; Ascomycota; Sordariomycetes; Hypocreales; Nectriaceae. Gene Ontology annotation, biological process: translation. The coding region runs from base 1 to 480 and encodes 159 amino acids. Gene Ontology annotation, molecular function: structural constituent of ribosome. The record is from RefSeq and is a predicted model, not a curated record. Gene Ontology annotation, cellular component: cytosolic large ribosomal subunit; ribosome.